Myxocyprinus asiaticus (Chinese sucker) is the source of this 7422-nucleotide messenger RNA. Its product is annotated as beta/gamma crystallin domain-containing protein 1-like. Bases 8 to 5392 code for a protein of 1794 amino acids. The transcript has 20 exons. NCBI's taxonomy places the organism in Eukaryota, Metazoa, Chordata, Actinopteri, Cypriniformes, Catostomidae. The record is from RefSeq and is a predicted model, not a curated record.
UAAAAAUAUGACUUAUUCAGAUAUGGUAACCCUGAGUGAAAUAUCAGCACAAGAAUGUAUAAAUCAGGAAAUAGACCAAGCUAAAUCAACCAGCUCUCAUGAAAUUGUCCAUACUUCCUCAGAUUUCCCACACCAUGGUAUUUUCAACCCUGGUAUCUCCACCUCUGAAGCCAUAUCUAAUCUCAUAAUUCAACCUUCCUCUUACUCAGAAAUUUCCCAUCAGCUGUUCAGAUCUGUAGCCCCAGAGGUAGAGCUAGACAGACAACUGAGAAUAAUCAAAACAUAUGAAGUUUAUGAGGAAGAUCAGCCAUAUGUAACAGAAGUCCAUUUUGUAAAUGAUGAGGAGGCACCUUCAUUAGAACAAUCAGAGUUGAUUGGUCAGGACGAAACAGCAGCAGGGUGUAUGACCAAAUUAAAUGACCUGCAAAUGUUUGUCAAAAAGAAAUAUGGACCAGAAGAAGAGGAAAAAAAUGGAUUAAAUGACAUUUACAACAAGGAUGAAACAGCAUCAAAAUGUACGACCACAGUAAAUGACUUGCAAAUGUUUGUAAAGGAGAAAUAUGCUACAGAAGAGGAGGAAAGAAAUAGACAAGAUGAGUUUUCUAAUAAAAAUGAUGAAGUUACAUUGAUUCAGGAAAAGGACAUUAAAUCAGAGCAAAGCCUGAGAAGAGAGAAGAGAACUGAUGUUUUGGAACUUAGAUAUGUCAUGGAUGAUAAAUCAAGAACAUGGAUGUCACAUGGAGUACAAGAGCAAAUGUUACUUCAUAAAGUUGUAGAAAACUAUGAGGGGGUUGAAGGAAAGAUGGAUGGUUUGCAGGUGGUUCAAAGCAUGAGGGAAGCAUCCAAAACACAAGGUGAAAUAGAGCUGGAAGCAGAAGUAUGUGGAGACACUGAAAUGUUGACAGGUCAAGCAGCACAGCAGAUUCCCUGUCUCGCUCCACUGAAACCAGCUCUACCAGUCAUUCAAGAAUGUGGCCCUGAAGAAUGCACUCAAGCCCCUCCUUCCUCUGAGCUAGUAAAGGUAUCGUUUGCAGAUUCAAGCAUGGUAACACACAGUCACCUGGAGACUUGGCUCCACCCCUCAGCCCCGCACCAGUCUAGUGGAGAGAUAUCACCACUAGAGGACACAACAAGGAGCAAAUAUCAAAUAACCUCUGAUAAGCACCACGUUGAGGCGAAGGAACAUAUACACAGCGAAGAGACUAAGGAAAUAGCCACAUUUUUUACAAGCAGACAGAACAGUAAAAGUCGAGAACCAAACAGUGCAGAGACUGAGAGCACAGUUCGGCAGUCCACUCUAGGCAUAGACAAGAUCUCCACAAUAUACACAGGAGAGGCCUUUGGACACAGCAAAGACGCAAGCAACAAACAGGGGGAGGUCACAGUGACAAAGGUAAAGACAGCCACAGAUAACAUCAGCACCUUCACUCACAGAAAUGUGGUAAAAAUCAGUGAAACCACAGCAGAAGAUAGAAGAGAAGAGGAAGAUCUCCAUACUUCAGACGUUAUCACUUUCCCUGACCACCAGCUUGCAACACGUUUUAUACCAGGUGACAGAUUCUUUCAUGCAUCAACUGUUCUCGAUACUGUGAUUGAAGAGCCAGAAUCUGAGAUAGAAUCAGACAUAAACAUGAACUCUGCCAUUGCGGUCCUAAGCACGACCCUCAAUCGACCAUCAUCUACUCGGGAGAGUAGAGAGGAUGUCAUGAUGGUCCGCAAAGUGUCCUUGGUCAGCACUGAGAAUAACGGAAGCUUAGGGAACUAUGAAAGUCCAUUAGACAGCUUUGGGUUAAGAGAUCAGUCAGAGCAAAGCAAAGCCAGUCCUGAGCUUCGAAGGAGGUGGAAUAGUCUUCAUUCUAGCUCUGAAGAAAAGCAAUCCAGCUUCACAGAGAGUUCAGACUAUAAACUAACGGACAGAACAUACCUGCAUUCCUCUCAACUGUCCCCAAGCUAUGAAAAAACAGUCUACACUUCUCAUUUUCGCUCUCCUGGGACACUGGAAACCCAGCCCACUGCUUUUUUCUCAGAAACCGCUGGUAGUCUUGGCAACAGUAGCUGGAAAGUCAGAGAGAGCGAAGUUCAACUGAGCAGUGAGAGUUACAGUAGUGGGAGGAGCAGGGUGGAGCAUAGUACACCUGUCGGAGCGAGAGAGGGAGAGAGAGAGCAGAUUAGAAAAGCAAGCUUUGACUCACAGUCAAGUUUAGAUUCCAGCUUGAUCAUCACUGAGACAGAUGAGUCUUUCUCAGGAGUGUACAUAGCGACGCGGGUAGAGCUGCCUUCCUCUCCCAAUACCCCUGACACCCCCUCUACCUCCUCCCUUUCUGAAAUUGAUAGCCUGGUUGACACUCUCAAGAAUAUGGAUCGACCGAUCCGGCAAAGGGUUCAGCGCACCACAUCCAAUACGCCCUUCUCUUCACUGCCACCUAUUGAAGAGGAUGCACCAAUCACUUCCCCAACUCCAGUGUCACCAAUUACUGAGCCAAAGAAGAUCUUGAAUGGAGUAUCCAGUUUGCCUCCAGACAUCGGUCUCAACUGGAGUUCCCCCAAGGACAUGCGCUCUCCUUUGACCAUGAUGAAGGAGCAGCAGUCUGGAGACAGUCCGAGUCGUGGGCUUACCUUGCCCCUGCGAGCUUCGGCCCUGAGUAGCAUUGUCAUGCGCAGGAGCUCCCUCAACGACCUGAGCACUGAAGAGGGAUCUACAACAGGGCUUGUCAAUGGAGGCGGACUUCUCAGCCCAUCUCGCCUGGAAAAUAGCCUCCUCUUCCAGGCAACUGAGAACGGCAAGACCUCAAAUCGCUCCAUUUUCCGUGCAGCCUCUCUCCCCAAUAUUGGCACCAGCUAUGAACGUAUCAGCUCAGCCCCCAAAGGAACAGAUGCUCUUCUUGGGCCCCGUUUCGAGCGCUUCUCAUACCUCACAUCUCCAUCGAGUUCCCUCAGUGGGAUUGCUGAAACAUCUCGAAUAAGCAUGUCUCCCUCAAUGCAACAAAAUUCUGGAACAGAGACCUCCAGCUUCAACCACAAGUCCUCUCUAGAACUUUAUCGCUCUCUGCCCUCUGAAUCUCUCCUCAAGAACUCUCAACCUCUAGGUCUUCAGCGAAGCAGUAGUGUUGAUGUAGGUUUCCUAAUGAACGAAACCAAAGCCUUCCAAAUGAAUCAAAAGCAGGAGCCAGAGCAAAACGUAGCUCUUAAAUACAGAGCCUUCCCUGAUGCAUAUCUCACAAAAGAGAAGGAGCAUGGCAAGCUCAAUCCACGACCUGGAAAGAUGUUAAUAUAUGACCAGCCUGGACUGACCGGCCAGAGAAUUGAAGUGCGUGGUGAUGUUGUGGAUGCUACACCAUGGGAGUUUACAGACAUAAUUUCAAUCAGAGUGAUUAGAGGAGGUUGGGUGUUGUAUGAGAAACCAGACUUCAAAGGGGAAAAGAUAGCUCUGGAUGAGGGGGAUAUAGAGCUGUCAAACCCAUUCAAACUGCCAGAUGAAGAAGAGGUUCAUGAGCAGAAUAGAACAGCACAGGAUAAUGGAGAAGAGGACCAAGAGUCCAAGCCACAGCCAAAGAGGAAGUUCGUCAUUGGAUCCAUACGGCGAGCAGUGAGGGAUUACAGUGUUCCAGAAAUAAGUCUUUUCCCGGAGGAGAAUGCAGAUGGCAAAAAGGUCACAUUCAGAGACACAUCAGAUGAUGCCAGAAUCUUCAGCUUUCCAAUCAAAGCAAACUCCAUCAUCAUCAAUGCUGGACUCUGGUUGGUGUUUGCUGAACCCUUCUUUCAGGGCGUCCCACGAGUGCUUGAAGUUGGGGGUUUUCCCAACCCUGCUGCCUGGGGUGUCACACACCCGUAUGUGAGCUCCCUGCACCCACUUAAAAUAGGGGAACCUAAAGUGGAAAACCUUUAUGAGCCAAAGAUUGUGAUCUAUGAAAAGCCUUAUUUCACUGGGAAAAGCAGAGAAAUCUACACCAGCAUGAGAGAUUUCAUGACAAGAGUAGAAAGACAACAGUCAUUGUUCAUGUACAGUGCUGGAUCCAUUAAAGUUAUUGGAGGAUGCUGGGUGGGCUAUGAGAAAGAGGGUUUCCGUGGUCACCAGUAUCUUUUGGAAGAGGGAGAGUACCAUGACUGGCGGGUGUGGGGAGCGGUUAACUCAGAGCUGCGCUCAGUCCGAGUCAUCUACGCCGACCUGUCUGAGCCCAUGCUGGUAUUAUUUGGGAGUCCUGAAGAGGAAAACGAGGGGGAGGAAGAACCCACAUUUGAGGUGACGGAGGCAGUCGCGGAUGUGGAGGUUUUUGGGUUCGGCAUCAACACCAGCUCCAUCCAUGUGCUGAGGGGAGCAUGGGUUGCCUACUCUCAUGUGGAUUUCUCAGGUAACCAAUACGUCUUGGAGAAAGGCUUCUACAACAACUGUGGAGACUGGGGUUCUGGAGACAACCGCAUCUGCUCUUUACAGCCUAUUCUACCUGCACCUAGUGAAGGGCCCAUCUUCAGAAAUGAGGUGCUGCUCUAUUCAAAGGCAAAUUUCCAGGGCACAUGUAGGGUGUGUCAUCAGAACCAGGGAUGUUUGCCUGAAAAUCUUAUAGUCAAGUCAUGCAGAGUGGUAGGAGGGAGCUGGGUGUUGUAUGAAAGAGACCGGUUCACAGGAGGCCAGUAUGUUUUAUCUGAAGGGUAUUAUCCCAACCUGACCAGCAUGGGCUGUCAACCUGACUGCUAUAUUCGCUCUGUCAAAGCAGUUCCAAUGACCUUCUCAGUGCCAUCGAUCUCUCUCUUUGGACGAGAGUGCUUUGAAGGUCGGGAGGUCACUUUUGAUAUGCAGGUUCCCAGCAUGCAGGAAGAAGGCUUUAAUACACAGUACCUCUCUGUCAGGGUCAACAGUGGAUGCUGGGUGUUAUGUGAACAUAGUAACUACAGGGGGCGCCAGUUCCUUUUGGAGCCUAUUGAAAUCACAAACUGGUACAAAUUCAGCUCUCUCUCCAGUAUCGGCUCUCUGUAUCCAGUCAGACAAAAAAAAAGACUGUUCCGCAUAAGAAAUAAGGAGACUGGCCACUAUGUGUCAGUGCAGGGUGGGGUUGAGGACAUGAAGACGGGCCGUGUGGUCGUAUCAGAGAAGGUGGAGGGAAUGAGCGAUGUUUGGCUUUACAAGGACGGGCUCAUCAAGAACAAGCUGGCUCAGUCCAUGAGUCUACAGGUGGUGGGUAAUGUUGAGUCAGGUGCGAAAGUGGUGCUUUGGACUGAAUCACGUGUGCCAAUACAGACAUGGAGUGCUCAGGUCAGCGGCAAAAUCUCCAGUGUCAACUUCCCAGGAAUGGUGCUAGAUAUCAAAGGUGGUAAGACAUAUGACAGACAACAUUUAGUGAUACGAAAGGAGAAUGAGGAGCAGGGGACCCAGCAGUGGGUGUUGGAGUUUGUCUAACCCUGCCCUUUCCUCUUUACACUGACUCCACACAUUCCUCCUACCCUGACAAAUAAAAGCACUCUGUAAUCUGAUUUAAGACACUUGUAGGGGGUGCCAGUGAGUCGAUUUCACGUACAUGCAGAGGAUGAACAGAGGAACUCAACAGAUUAGUUUUUCUGAUCUGUAAAAGACAAUUUAUGUGUAUUACACUGUGAUCAAAUACCAACUAUAAACAUGCUAGUUUUUAUUUUAUUUUAUUUUUUAUUAUUGUCAAAUGGUGGCGACUCACAUCUGGGGUGUGUUAUUUACACAUGGUUUUAAUGCAAGAGAUAAAGAUAAUGAUUUUUGAGACUUACAGCCCAUAGUUUCACUCUACACAGUAAUGAUAGUGCUCAUAGUUACCCUGGAUAAUGAUGGGGAAGUGUAGCUUAAAAAAAACAUGGAAAAAAAUAGUUUUUUAUCCUGUUUGUUUCCUUAUACAUCAUUUACAUCUAUUUGUUGAAUAUACUGCAUUUGCAUUAGUGCCCACACUGCUGUCUUUGUUGUCAUAAAAAAUAUAUGAUAUAUAAAAUUAUAAAGCCAGUGACUUCUGAAGGUCAGAUAUGACCUUCAUUUCUAUUUAUUUAGUUUUUAUUAUUAUUUUUAUUUUAAUUUACAUGCUAAUAUUUUUUUUCCUGGACUUUCAUUAUACAUCUUGGGUAUAGUCUGGUAUACUAUAGUAUUAAUGUCUGCUAUUCAUUUAUAGCCAUUGCUACUGCUAUUGGUGUUUAUCCUGAUGAGUUUCCAGUUGGUUCGGUCUGUCAUCUUAUUUUAAAUACCAAAAAGUGUGAUGUCAGAGUCAGUGUAAAAUUGUAAUGUUAUUUUUUGGAAAACCAAGAAACAUUAUUCUGUAACUUUUAUUUUUCAAAUUUCAAUGUGAAAUAUUAUGUAACAGGGAGUGGCUUUAAUUUUGUAAUAAAACAAAGUAUAUAAUAUAUUAAUACUACUGUAUAUAGUUGGUUUUCAGUUGUUGUAAAUAAUACAUUAACUUUUUUUUAUCAUUGAGAUGUAUUGAUGUUUUCUCGGACCUACAGUGGGGUCCAAAAGUCUGAAACAACAAUUGAAAAUUAUUCUAUUUUGCAUUUAAAUUUAAUUUAAUUUCAGUUAAAAAUUAUCGGCAUAACAAUUUUAGCAAUAAGUUGAAUAGCAAAAUAAAAAUGAAUUUCAAAAUUUCUCAGUAUUUGUUUUACAUUUUUUUAAGAUUUGAGAAUGUUCUUAAGAGCAUCUUGUGUGCUUCAAAGAAAGCAAGGAAAUCUGACCUUUUGUUCAAAGGACAAAUUUGAUCUUAUAUGAUUAGUAAAAUAGUUUAUUUGAAACCUAGUGCUGAAUCUGAAAUAUUUAUCAUUCAUUUUACAUUAUAAUGUUUUUUGUUUCAUCUUUUCAGAUUUAAAUUAAGAUUUUGAAUCUCAGACUUUCAAUGUGCUCUCAGACGUUUGGGCUCACUGUAUGUUAAUAUUUAAAAAUAUUUUUUCAAAUACAAUUUGUAUCAGUAUUCAUAUGGCUUAUUUAAUUAGGUACUGUAGGUCAAUUCAGUUUCAGGUAGCUGUACUGGAUGUAUUAGCAAAUGACUGUAUGACUGUACUGUUCUUGUUAAACUGAUAUCAGAUUCGAUCAGCGAGAUUCAUAUACUCCAGCAUGACCUGGCUGGAACAGUGAGUCCAGCAAUAGCAUGUACACUACGUGUUGAAAGACUCACAAAAUCUGAUAGUGGUGUUUCAGCUAAAGGUAAUGAGAAGUAUGCAGAUGUUCUGAUAGAUUAACUGCUAACGUGACUACAAAUGCGUGACACACCUCACAAUGUUGCUCUUUUAGGUGGAGAUGAAUCCUUGUAAUGAUAUUUUAAACAUUUGACUUGUGUUUGUAUGUGUACACAGUCACUUCCAAGUUCAACUUAACGUCUCUGUUGACAUUAAGUACACAUUCCCACAUUUCUCAAAGUAUUCUCAUAUUCAGCGGCUAUCAAUUAACUGAUAUUGAGUGCUCUUCUUAAAGGUAAAAGUAAAAUAUAA